AUGAUAGAGAUGGCGGCGGAGAAGGAGCCGUUCCUGGUACCUGCCCCGCCGCCGCCGCUCAAAGAGGAGUCGGGCGGAGGGGGCAGCCCCUCGGUGCAGCCGCACCGAGAGCCCGCCUCCGGGGAGCUCCGCGGCGGUACGCAGCGUGGGCCUGGCUCGCGAGCACACGCCGCCGGGGUCUUGGCUUCUGGAGCGGGCAAGGAGAGCCCCGGGGCUACCGCCCAGCCUCGGGCCAGCCAGUCGCAGCAGCAGCGAGGGGGCGGCCUCCAGACGCAGGGGGAGGCCCGCUUGUCGGAUCCCCACGGGCGAGCCGCUCCCCCGGACGUGGGGGAGGAGCGACGGGGAGGGGGUGGAACAGAACUGGGACCCCCUGCCCCGCCUCGACCCCGGAACGGCUAUCAGCCCCACCGGCCCCCCGGGGGAGGUGGGGGCAAGAGGAGAAAUAGCUGCAAUGUCGGGGGAGGUGGUGGAGGCUUCAAACAUCCGGCCUUCAAGAGGCGCAGGCGGGUUAAUUCGGACUGUGACUCUGUGUUACCCUCCAACUUCCUCCUGGGGGGCAAUAUCUUUGAUCCACUGAACCUGAAUAGCCUCCUGGAUGAGGAAGUGAGCCGCGCACUCAAUGCUGAGACCCCUAAGUCAUCCCCACUUCCGGCCAAGGGGCGAGAUCCAGUGGAGAUUCUCAUCCCCAAAGAUAUUACUGAUCCACUUAGUCUCAAUACUUGCACUGAUGAGGCCCAAGUAGUUCUUGCUUCACCACUCAAGACUGGUCGGAAGCGACAUAGACACCGGGGACAGCAUCACCAGCAGCAGCAGGCAACUGGAGGGACUGAUAGCCACUCUGUGCUGCCCACAGCUCCCCCUACUCCCUCACUCCAUGGGGAGGGCACCACACAGCAGCAACGGCAUAGGGGCCAGAACCAAAACCGUGAUGCCCCCGAGCCAUAUGAACUCAACACAGCCAUCAACUGCAGGGAUGAGGUCGUGUCUCCCCUUCCAUCUGCCCUACCGAGACCCUCAGGCUCUCUCUCAGCCUCUUCAGCUGCCUCAAUUGCCUCUGCACCCCCGUCUUCCUCCUCACGACAUAGAAAACGGCGCAGGACUUCCAGCAAGUCAGAGGCAGGGGCUAGGAGUGGAGGAAGCCAGGGUCCCAAGGAAAAGGGCCGGGGGAGUGGGGGAGGCCGCCACCACCUCCACCCACUACCUGCAGCAGGUUUCAAAAAGCAACAGCGCAAGUUCCAGUAUGGGAAUUACUGCAAGUACUAUGGGUACCGAAAUCCUUCCUGUGAGGAUGGGCGCCUUCGGGUGUUGAAGCCUGAGUGGUUUCAGGGUCGGGAUGUCCUAGAUCUGGGCUGCAAUGUGGGCCAUGUGACUCUGAGCAUUGCCUGUAAGUGGGGCCCGUCCCGCAUUGUAGGCCUGGAUAUCGAUGCCCAACUCAUCCACUCGGCCCGCCAAAACAUCAGACACUACCUGUCAGAGGAGCUGCGACUGCAAUCCCAGACUGCUGAGGGGGACCCAGGAGCAGAGAGUAAGGAAGGGACCACAACCAUCCGAAAGAAGACCUGCUUCCCAGCCUCACUGACAGCAAGCCGGGGUCCCAUUGCUGCACCCCAAGUGCCCUUGGAUGGAGCAGACACAACAGUCUUCCCCAAUAAUGUUGUCUUCGUUACGGGUAACUAUGUGCUGGAUCGAGAUGAGCUGGUGGAGGCCCAAAAACCUGAGUAUGACGUGGUGCUCUGCCUCAGCCUUACCAAGUGGGUACAUCUGAACUGGGGAGACGAGGGACUGAAGCGCAUGUUUCGACGGAUCUACCGGCACCUACGCCCUGGGGGCAUCUUGAUCCUCGAACCCCAACCUUGGUCAACCUACGCCAAGAGAAAGACUCUCACAGAAACAACCUACAAGAACUAUUAUCGGAUCCAGCUGAAGCCAGAGCAGUUCAGUUCCUACCUGACAUCCCCAGAAGUGGGCUUUUCCAGCUACGAGCUUGUGGCCACACCCCACAACACCUUCAAAGGCUUCCAGCGUCCUGUGUACCUGUUCCACAAGGCCCGUUCCCCCAGCCACUAA
Molecule: messenger RNA, 2067 nt
Organism: Pipistrellus nathusii (Nathusius's pipistrelle)
Lineage: Eukaryota; Metazoa; Chordata; Mammalia; Chiroptera; Vespertilionidae
Source: the annotation of a GenBank genome assembly